This is a messenger RNA of Mangifera indica (mango), 2141 nucleotides long. Its product is annotated as scarecrow-like protein 23. The record is from RefSeq and is a predicted model, not a curated record. The coding region runs from base 474 to 1832 and encodes 452 amino acids. Gene Ontology annotation, molecular function: sequence-specific DNA binding; DNA-binding transcription factor activity. Gene Ontology annotation, cellular component: nucleus. The transcript has a single exon. NCBI's taxonomy places the organism in Eukaryota, Viridiplantae, Streptophyta, Magnoliopsida, Sapindales, Anacardiaceae. Gene Ontology annotation, biological process: leaf development; regulation of DNA-templated transcription; bundle sheath cell fate specification.
GAGAUUAUAAAGAUUAGGUGCUGAGAGACUUGGUUAUGAUAUUUGUGAAGUUGAGAGGAAGACUGGGUAGAGAAAGACCUAUUAUUUUUCACAUUGUAAGUGCCAGAUAUUUACAAAUAAGGUAGAAAUAAUGCUGAAACAUAAAAGACAAAUAUCUCCUCUCUCCCUCCCGAGAAUCCAAGGAUGAUGCUAAUGCUAUUAUAUUUGUCUAUUAAUUAAUCACAGAUACAAACGGACUUAACGACACCCUCAAACGGAUUACUAGCUCCAUGCCAUCUUUUCUUUUAUUCCUUUCUCUCUAUUUUCCCUCACUUUCUCUAUGCCCAAACACCUAUUUGUCUUUUAAUUUUACCUGACCGUCUGACACCUCUCUGCAGCUCUCUGUACAUACUUCCUUUGUCCUUCUCUCUCAUUUGUCACUUUUCUUCUGAAAGCUCUUCCCGUACCGAAUCUCACUGCUUUCUGCUGUUAUCAUGCUUCAAAGCUUACUCCCUCAGUCUCCAAUCAACUCCAAUAACAACAACAACAACAACAACAAUAACAACAACUCUUCCGCCAUGAGAACCAAGCGCGUCGACCGCGACACCGACAUCAUCGACGAUGUCGACGGUCCUUCCACGAAGCGCGCCAACAUCGAACAAACUCAAACUCAGGAACAGCACGACCAACAAGAAGAGGCGUCGGAACCAGAACAGGUAGUUAUGGAAUUGGAAGGAGAGUCAACUGGAUUGAGACUGUUAGGUUUAUUGCUUCAAUGCGCUGAGUGUGUUGCCAUGGACAAUCUCGACAACGCCACUGAUCUUUUGCCUGAAAUCUCCGAGCUCUCCUCUCCGUUCGGUUCUUCACCGGAACGCGUCGGCGCGUACUUUGCUCACGCGCUCCAAGCGCGCGUUGUGAGUUCAUGCUUAGGGACUUACUUGCCGCUUACCAUGAAAUCGUUAACGUUAUCUCAGUCUCAGAAGAUCUUCAACGCUUUGCAAUCAUACAAUUCAAUCUGUCCAUUGAUUAAGUUCUCUCAUUUUACCGCCAACCAAGCAAUUUUCCAAGCUCUGGACGGUGAGGAUUGCGUUCACGUCAUCGAUCUCGACAUCAUGCAAGGCCUUCAGUGGCCAGGAUUGUUUCACAUCUUAGCCUCCCGGUCUAAGAAGAUCCGUUCCAUGAGAAUAACCGGGUUCGGAUCCUCUUCCGAGUUGCUGGAGUCAACCGGGAGAAGACUCGCAGACUUUGCGAAUUCACUGGGAUUACCAUUCGAGUUUCAUCCACUGGAGGGCAAAAUUGGAAAUGUGAGUGAUCUAAGUCAACUUGGGGUGAGACCGAGUGAGGCAAUUGUGGUCCAUUGGAUGCAUCAUUGUUUGUACGAUAUAACGGGGAGUGAUUUAGGGACGUUGAGAUUGUUGACUUUGUUGAGGCCGAAAUUGAUCACGAUCGUCGAACAAGAUUUGAGCCAUGGGGGUGGUUUUUUAGGGAGGUUCGUUGAAGCGUUACAUUAUUAUAGCGCAUUGUUUGAUGCGUUAGGGGACGGCUUGGGUGUGGACAGUGUAGAGAGGCAUACGGUGGAGCAGCAGUUGUUCGGUUGCGAGAUCAGGAAUAUCGUGGCAGUUGGUGGACCUAAGAGAACAGGGGAAGUCAAAAUAGAAAAAUGGGGUGAAGAAUUAAGACGGGUCGGAUUUAAACCCGUAUCACUUGGAGGUAACCCGGCUUCACAAGCAAGUUUGUUACUUGGGAUGUUCCCGUGGAAAGGGUACACUUUAGUGGAGGAAAACGGGUCACUGAAAUUGGGUUGGAAGGAUUUGUCUCUGCUGACGGCGUCGGCUUGGCAGCCGUCGGAUUAAAUAUUAUAUAAUGGAUUGAAUCCAAUGAUCAAUGAUUGGGUUGAUGGAGUGAAUGAUCAACAUUGAAUAUUGGGUCACGGAUGGUGAAAAUGUAUAUGUUUAAUCCUUUUGGAACAAUUUUGUAAGCAUAUAUGCUUUGAAGACUCAGACUGAGCCGAUUGGAUGAAAUUCAUAAGAGUAAUUAAUUUUUGUUCGGAGAAAGAGAAAUAAAAAGAAAAGGAAAAGGAAUGUUGUGAGUUGAUCCUAUUCAUGAAAUUUGUAAUUGUAAAUGCUGAUUUGAAGUUAAAAUCAUUUGACAUUCUCAAUAUA